UUUGUUCUUUGUCCACGCAGUAUCUGUGAAGAAUGACGAAGGCCAUGCUCCUCCUGUGCUUGCUGGUGGCCAUGCUUCACCUCAGUGCCCACAGUCUGACCCAGACUGAUCACCACACUGACCAGCCUGAGGCAACUGACCCCCAGGAGCUGUAUUCUCUUGAUGCAGAUCCUCUUGAGUCCUGCCAAAGGAUAAUCCCAAGCAACACAGACUUUGCCUUCCGGUUUUACAGGCAAGCAACCACUCAAGAGCCUGACAAGAACAUUUUCUUUUCCCCAGUCAGCAUCUCUGCUGCCCUUGCCCUUGUGGCCCUGGGCUCCCGAGGCAGCAGCCAGGCUCAGCUGCUGGAGGGACUGGCCUUUAACCUCACCAGCAUGCAGAAGGAGGAGAUCCACCAUGGCUUUGGUCAGCUCCUCCGCCUGCUGAGCCGCCCCGGCAGCCAGGUGCAGCUGAGCAUGGGCAGCACCCUGUUCAUGGACAAACACCUGAAGCCAGUGAAAACCUUUCUGAGGGACAUCAAAACACACUACAGAGGAAAGGCUGUCUCCAGCAGCUUCCAGAAUUCCACUCAAGCUAAAAAAGAGAUCAAUGAUUAUGUAAAGAAUAAAACCCAUGGGAAUAUAAACCAAAUACUUGAGGACCUUGAUCCAAACACUCUGAUGGUAAUUGUUAACUACAUUUAUUUCAAAGCUUACUGGGAAAAUCCCUUCAAUAUUAAGAGGACUCACAAGAACUUUUUCUCUGUGAAUGAUACGACCUCAGUUAAAGUGGCUAUGAUGGCUCGAGAUGGAUUUUAUAAAGCAUACUCUGACAGGAAGCUGUCCUGCAAGGUGGUGCAGAUUCCUUACAAGGGAGAUGUUACAGCAUUAUUUAUCCUGCCCAAUGAAGGAAAAUUGAAACAGUUGGAACAUGCCCUGACAAAAAACACUGUUUCUAACUGGGAAAGAUCUCUUAAACGACGGAGGAUGGAACUGCAUAUUCCAAAACUUUCCAUUUCAGGCACUUAUGACUUAAAGAGGAUCUUAAUGAAUCUGGGUGUAACUGAUGUGUUUUCAAAUCGGGCUGAUCUGUCUGGAAUCACAGGAAACCCAGAUGUGAAGGUUUCAGAAGCUACUCACAAGGCCCUGCUGAAGAUCCGUGAGAAUGGCACAGAGGCUGCAGCAGCCAGCAGCAUAGAUUCUCUUCCUUAUUCUUAUCCUCCCAUUGUCAUGUUCAAUCGUCCAUUCUUGCUGUUGAUUGUUGAUCACUAUACUCAGAGCAUCCUCUUCAUGGGAAAAAUUGUAAACCCAUCUGAAAAAUGACAGGUCACUGGCUGAUAUUAUUGUUUUGAAUUGCAUUUUAUGAAAUUAUUGCCCAUUGUGUGAUUAAAAUUAUAUCCCAA
Melospiza melodia melodia is the source of this 1381-nucleotide messenger RNA. Its product is annotated as alpha-1-antitrypsin-like. Bases 33 to 1301 code for a protein of 422 amino acids. Lineage: Eukaryota; Metazoa; Chordata; Aves; Passeriformes; Passerellidae. Gene Ontology annotation, biological process: negative regulation of endopeptidase activity. Gene Ontology annotation, molecular function: serine-type endopeptidase inhibitor activity. The record is from RefSeq and is a predicted model, not a curated record. The transcript has 4 exons.